AUGCUCAGACUGACAGGAUUCUCACGACAGCUAGUUCGCCACUCGUGGACGGCAUAUCGCACAACUACAUUUCCAACUUACCGUUUGUUUUCGCAGACCGCACUCAGAUUUCAUGGCCAUAUAAAGAAGCCAAAGCCCGGAGAAGAGCUCCAUGUAACCUUCAUUCUGAAGGACGGGACACAAAAGACUUUUGAAGUCAGUGAAGGAGACACAUUACUAGACAUUGCCCAGGCUCAUAACCUCGACAUGGAGGGAGCAUGUGGAGGUUCGUGCGCAUGUUCGACGUGCCAUGUGAUCGUGGACCCCGAGUACUAUGAUGCCCUGGAAGAGCCAGAUGACGAUGAAAACGACAUGCUAGACCUUGCUUAUGGACUAACUGAAACCAGUAGACUGGGCUGUCAAAUUAAAAUGAGUAAGGCGAUAGAUGGUAUAAGAGUGGCAUUACCGGCCAUGACACGUAACGUCAGCUCCUCAGAUUUUGAAUGA
Lachancea fermentati is the source of this 486-nucleotide messenger RNA. The record is from the annotation of a GenBank genome assembly. NCBI's taxonomy places the organism in Eukaryota, Fungi, Ascomycota, Saccharomycetes, Saccharomycetales, Saccharomycetaceae.